AAAAUACCAGAAAAGUGUUUUUUAUCGGAGAGUAUUAUAAUACUGUCAUCGAGCUUCACAUCCGACAUCGAAUUAGCUUUUGGUAACCAUCUCUCUCCACCCAAAUGGAGGGUUCUUAAUCUUUCUCUCUCUCUCUCUCUCUAUCUGUCUGUAACUCUAAAGCUCGAGUCUUUUAUCGUCGUGUUCCCUCGUCGGCGAAAUUGAUCCGGCAGCUUCAAAGGUAACCAAAAGAAACUCAUUGAACUUGUGAUGUCUCAACCAGCUCUGCUUAGAAUUGGGGAUGAUGAUGGUCGGAGCGCUGUCACCUUGUUGGCAUCUUCGGACUCUGUAGGAACAAACCUAAAAGAGAUUAACUAUAUGGGUUUAUCAGAUUGUUCUUCUAUGGAUAGUUCUGCGAAUUCAGAGAAAGGUAAACUUAAUAUAAAGGCGACUGAGCUUAGGCUUGGUCUUCCUGGAUCUCAGUCACCAGAAAGAGAACUUGAUGAGAAGCCUCUCUUCCCAUUGCAUCCUUCAAAGGAUUUGUUAUCUCAGAAGACAGUAAUUUCAGGCUGUAAACGUGGAUUCUCUGAUACUAUGGAUAAAUUUCAUGCUAAUUCUGUUUCCAAUGUGAUUAAAGAUUGCUCUGGUGUUAUUCCACCGAAAAUGAAAGAGAGUACUGUUGUUCACCCUCAAAAUGAAACCACAGGUAAUGAAAAGGUGGAAAACAAGAAUGCUCCCGCGACCAAGGCGCAGCUUGUGGGUUGGCCUCCGAUCAGAUCAUACAGGAAGAACACAUUGACUACAGCUUCGAAAAACGCCGAGGAAGAAUCGGAUGUCAAAGCUGGCCAGUGUGCUUUGUUUAUCAAGGUGAGCAUGGAUGGUGCUCCUUAUUUAAGGAAAGUUGAUCUUAGAAAUUACACAGCAUAUACAAUGCUCUCAUCUGCACUUGAGAAGAUGUUUAGUUGCUUUACCAUAGGUCAAUAUGGUGUUCAAGGAAAAGAUAAAGAGACGAUGAACGAGUGCAAACUGAAGGAUUUGCUGAGUGGGUCUGAAUAUGUUCUUACUUACGAGGACAAAGAUGGCGAUUGGAUGCUCGUGGGCGAUGUUCCGUGGGAGAUGUUCAUUGAUACAUGUAAGAGGCUGAGGAUUAUGAGGAGUUCAGAUGCUAUUGGCUUAGCUCCAAGGGCCAUGGAAAAAUCUCGAAGUAUGAUGAACUAGCUAGCUAGCAUUAUUUGGUUCUUUGUUCUUAUUAUAGGUUGUGUUUUGUUUUUUCCACUUUAAUUUGAGGUUUGUUAAGGUGGUUUGGUCUCUCAUGUCUUGUUAAGAUAUUUGUUUAAGACAACUUUAUUGGACUAAUUAGUUAUUAUGUUGGUGUCAA
Molecule: messenger RNA, 1357 nt
Organism: Impatiens glandulifera
Lineage: Eukaryota; Viridiplantae; Streptophyta; Magnoliopsida; Ericales; Balsaminaceae
Product: auxin-responsive protein IAA8-like
Exons: 6
Coding region: 250-1197 (315 amino acids)
Biological process (GO): regulation of DNA-templated transcription
Cellular component (GO): nucleus
Molecular function (GO): protein binding
Source: RefSeq, a predicted model, not a curated record